AUGCCGUCACCUAUCCGAGCAAAGCACUUGGUGCCAGGCGACAAGAUUGCAUUUAUAUCACCAUCAGAACGGAUCAACAGCACCCUCCCAGCUGUGAUAGACCGAGCCUCUGGCGUCCUCUCAAACAAAGGAUUUCAAGUUCAGACAUUCUUCAACGAAGACAAAGGAAUUCAAUCAUGCAUCGAGAACCGACUGUCUGAAAUCCGCGCAGCUUUCUCAGACCCUAGCAUCUCUGCCGUUAUCACCACCAUUGGAGGCACAACUUUCACAGAGCUUCUUCCUGCCUUGAUCGCCGACAAGGAACUGCAUGCCAUCAUCCGUGCCAACCCCAAAGUCGUGGUUGGAUACUCGGACAUCACAGGCUUGCAUUGGUUCUUGUACGCCAUGACAGGUCUGCGCACAUUCUAUGGCCCCGGUGCUGUUCCUGAGAUUGGCGAACCAAACGAUAUCAACGAUAAGAAUACUCCACUCUCGUUUUGUGUGGAUAACCUGCUGCGCGCGAUUGCAUCUCCCGAGCCGCUGGGUCAGCUUCCACGAUCACUGUACUACGCACCAAGGGGAGCACCUUUCUUCCAAGAUGCGACAUCAACAGAACCUCCAGCGGUCGUCAAGACAAGUGAAUGGCAGUGGUUGAGAUCUGGAAAAGCUCAGGGCAGGUUGUUUGGAGGAUGCCUCACUGUUGUCGCACGCUUAGGUGGUAUCCCAGCCAUCGUCCCCGACUGGCGAGGACGAAUUGUUUUUCUUGAGACGGCCACAAACGAAGACGGCUCAGGUGGAAAUCCUCCUCACAGAGUCCAGGCAGCAUUUGCAGACUUGAUUGCCCAAGGCGUGUUUGAAGAAGCGGCGGGUUUGGUUGUAGGAAGACCAUACGGUUAUGACUCGGAUGAGGACAGGGAGACUUAUGCUGGUAUUAUCAAGGGGCUUUUGUGCGAGGGACGACUUGCGUUUAAGAAGUUCCCCAUUCUCUUCAACGUAGACAUUGGGCAUACUGUACCGAUGUUGACGCUGCCUUAUGAUGCCUUGGCUGAGCUUGAUUCUGAGACUGGAACUUUUACUGUACUGGAGUCGGGAGUGGAGUAA
Messenger RNA from Fusarium pseudograminearum CS3096, 1080 nucleotides. RefSeq lists its product as uncharacterized. Lineage: Eukaryota; Fungi; Ascomycota; Sordariomycetes; Hypocreales; Nectriaceae. The record is from RefSeq and is a predicted model, not a curated record. The transcript has a single exon. The coding region runs from base 1 to 1080 and encodes 359 amino acids.